Messenger RNA from Eimeria necatrix, 1626 nucleotides. RefSeq lists its product as hypothetical. Bases 1 to 1626 code for a protein of 541 amino acids. The transcript has a single exon. The record is from RefSeq and is a predicted model, not a curated record. Lineage: Eukaryota; Apicomplexa; Conoidasida; Eucoccidiorida; Eimeriidae.
AUGAAAACCACACUAUUCUGCCGAGAAUAUCAGUUGCAUAGGGAAAGGGGAGAUUAUGUUGCUUCCACGUGUGAUCCGCCACUCGGGCAGGGCGGUGACAUUGCCCCUGUCACUUCACCUCAAGUUGUCCUCAGCAAGCCGAAAUUGAAGCUGAUCGUGAUAGCUUCUAUUGCAUCACUUCUCUCUGGCUUGCUAUUCGUCUACUCUUGUCUUUUUCCAAGGGGCAAAGGGAAGCCAUUGGGGCAAGUCCGGCGUCGCUUAUCUAGCAGCGGCGCUGACAGAGUGAAUUGGUACUCCUCCAGCACGUCUACGGCAGAAUGCGGGGAGAUUCUAGCCGCAGCCAAAUCAAUUCAAGGCAAGGAAGAUUUCGGCCUUCCUUCUCUCGAUGACUUCAUGGGAGGCAUAGUCGGUGCGAAAAGACAGAAUCAAGACAAGGCAAAGCCCUACACGAGCACCGCAGUUAAAGUGCAAACAGAGCAAGCGGAGCAGUUCCAAUUGGAUGAGCUCUUAGUAGAUGGCUCACGAUGGCUAGCGGACCAGCGUCAGCUUCCCUCACAUCAUCUGUUGGAACCAUUGACUCCUCAGCAACUCGACCCUGCCAUACAUGAUUACUUGAAAGGCUCGCAUGCCGGUUUGCACCUACCAGCAGACUAUGCAGCACCAGAAAUAGGGGGAAAAUCCGAUUCUCCAUUUAAAGACGGUGACUUGUUUGAAGCUGGUCCCUGGCUAGAUUCAUUUCUGAAUGCAGAUCAACUGCAGGUCGAAGACUGGUUUCUCGGUCUUGUGCUUGAACAGCCGACGCCAUUUUUGUCUAGCGAAGCUGUGGAACAACAGGGUGAUGCAGUGCCGUCUGUACUAGGAUUGCGUGAAGCUCCAAAGGAGCAGCCGACUGCAGGCAACACAGAUGAUUUGGAUUCAAACGAAUCCGUUGGUGAAGGCACUACUGGACUCACCCAGCAACUUAAAAAAGUUACACAAAAUAAUGGCUGGUCUGAAGGAGCGUGUGCAAGAAAAAAUGGCGCCCCAGAAGUACUGGAGGAGUAUGAACAUCCUCCGUUACCCGCGAACAUCAAAAGCCCAAAGACCCACAUCAUGGCUUCGAAUGGCUCACUUCGUACUUCGGAAGCAUGUUCAAGCUAUGCGGGGCUCAAAAUUGAUGCGGAAAAUGGAGCAUCACUGAAUGAGCCCGAGCUAGGCAAAGCUGCUUGGUGGAAAGAAGUGCGAAAAGGAAGCGAAGCAGAAAUGGCAAAUUUGUUCGUUGAUUUCGCUCCAGCCUGGUCACCGGCGGCUUUGCCAGCGGGUAACCUGGAACAAGAAAAUGGCGUCGCAGAACGUGUCGACAGGACAACUCAAGCCAAGCAGUGGAACGUGACUCGUAUAGGCAUAGAAGGGAAUUUGGCAACGAACGUGAGUGUGAUCGAAGCUGUUAAGACAGAGUUUGUGCCGCAGUCCAGUGAAGCUGCUGGGGAACAUAAUCGGCUUUCUGCUGAAAAGCAUGGAACUGAAGAGUCUUCGCAAGGUGUUUUGCUGGCUCCGCUUCCACAGCACAACCCAGACUCCGAAAUGCACGCGGUGGGGCACCCCUUUCAGGAAAGUGUCUGCUUCUCACUAUGUCGUGACCCCUAG